GGGUCUGACUCAAUCUAUGGCAGCUUCCAAUGGGCCUGAUCCAGCCCUUGAAAUCUGGCCUCUGCCACAAGCUCACCGGAGGGCUGCUCUUUCUUAGCCCAGCUGCAGUGUAGGAACCUAAUCCUUACAGGGCUGCUAGAAGGCUUUCACGGUAAUAGCACUUGGAACACUCAGACGUGUCAUACAAACGAGUCUUGUGGGGAACAAGAGAGUCGGAGUAAUGCUCCGUGGCAGCACCAAUUUCAGUGAGGCUUGCUUGGUCAGGGGCAUUUCUGGGCUGAGAGCGCUAACUAGCGUGAAGAGGAGGAGUUCCUCUGUGGGAGUAAUCUGGUCUGGAGUCAACACCUGCGCCACGUCUUUGCUGUAGAGGCGGGCAGGGGAGAAGCAAGCUUCCCAGCAGCACAGCAAUCCUCAGUCUCCCCAGAAAAGGCGCUUGGCUCCGGCCUUGCACCUCAGAGGGACUUGUGGAGGGCUGGAGGCGGCAGGCAGCAACGUCUGCCAGCUCUUCCCCAACCAGCAGCCUUUUGUGCUUGCGCGUAAGCGUGGCGCAGAGCCCCCAGAAGGCCCAGCUUGAGCGCCUCCAGCCCUCCACAAAUCUCCCCGGUAGACUGCCCCCGGCUAGGGAGGUUCCUCCGUCGGCGCCCCCUGCCUCGGUUCGCCUUCCCCGUUUAGGACCCAGCAAGCGUCCGCGCUUGGGAAGGGAAGGGAAGGCGUCUUGGCGGCAGCGGCGGCUUCGGGAGGUGGAGCCGCAGUUCUUAAAAAAGCCGAGCGUGUUUAUCAAGAGAAAGAUCCGCCCGCGGAGGGAGGCGUUGGAGCCGGUGCUACAAACCUCAUCAUGGAGCCUUCUUGGACGCAAACGCUCCUGCUGCUCGGCUGCUGCUCCUGGGCGCUGCUGGGGCGCCUCUCCUCCGCGGCGGAAGAAUGCAUCCGAGGCAAUGGGAUCUCUUACCGGGGCAGCCAGCGAGUCUCCUCCACCGGCGCCCCGUGCCUCAACUGGCUGGCCCUGCAGAAAAGCUCUGUCUCGCCCAUCCUGACAGUAUCGGAGGCGCACAACCACUGCAGGAACCCGGACGGCGACGCGGCCCCCUGGUGCUAUGUGCGGGGCAAGGCGGACAUUCCUCAGCGGAGCCUCUGCAGUAUCCCGCCGUGCCCAGCAGAUGCCACUCCCACGGUGUCUCCAGUGAUUACUGUCAAAACACCAGACGCUCAAGGAGCAGACCAAGUGUUUGAGCCGGUCAACAGCUUGCCAGCACGGAGCGGAGCCGUGGCAGUGCAGCCGGUCGUCGGGAUCAGCCAGAGGGUCAAGAUGAGAUCCAAUGAAAAGAAAGACCUGGGCACUUUGGGCUACGUCUUGGGGCUUAUCAUGAUGGUGAUCAUCAUUGCCAUUGGAGCAGGGAUCGUCGUCGGGUACGUCUACAAGAGGGGCAAAGAUCUGAAGGAGCAGCACGAACAGAAGGUCUAUGAGCGAGAAAUGCACCGGAUCACGUUGCCGCUCUCGGCGUUCACCAACCCAGCCUGCGAGGUCGUGGACGAGAACACGAUAGUGGUGCAUACAAAUCAGACCCCUGUGGAGGAAACACAGGAGGGCGAUGCACCCCUGAUGGGUCAGGCAGGCACUCCAGGAGCCUGAGGAACUGUGUACCAGGUGCUGCCUGGCAUGGACCACCAGAAGACUCAAGGCCCCCCUCUCCUUUCGCCAUCCAAUGUGGGAGUUCAUUUGUAUUUUGUUUUUGUUUUUUUGUUUGGGGAGGGAUAAGAUGCUCGGAGACAGACGGGAUUUCUGAGAGAUGUUGGAACCAGCUCAUCCAUCAUAGCCUGUUGAUGGUGUCCCAACAAGAUGGGAUUGAUGCCAGUGGAAAGGCUGGCCUAGCCAGAGGCUCCGCAGGUACAGUUCUUCCUCCUGAGAGAAAGCUACAGGAGAAGGAGCAUCGCCCCCCCAAUGCAAACUGACUCACUCCUGGGAGGACUCUAUACCUUCUCUUUCCUGCUUGUUGUGGAUGGUGUCCACCAUUCUUGGUGUCUGCCAAUCCUCGGGGGUGGGGACGCUGUACAGUAGGUAUGAGCUUUGAAAAAGAAAAGUGUUUGAAUGUAGGUUUUACUUUUUUCGCAGUGUUUGGCUGCUGGAAAAGCCGUAGCAGCAAGCCUGGAUGCAGGGCUGUGUUUAGUGAGUAAGGAACCUUCUUUACAUUUUGGGUACUAAUUCUUCAAGAGACAGUCCAGGGAAAAGCUUCUCCAAGGGCUAGGGGACUAAGCGUGGCUUUUCUGGGAGUGGGAAGAGGACACUCAUCUUCUGCAGAGCACAUCCUUAUGCAGUUCAGAUCUUCUGACAGAGCAGGGACAAAUUAACACCCCUGCAACCAGCUGGGGCCUCCAAUGGUCUUAAGUCUGGACAAGCAGACAGGAGACUGGGGAGAGAUCAGCCAAAUGUCCCCCACCUCAGGCAAAGUACAGUGCACAGGGAUUAGAGCCAUUUCUUCACUCCUCUUGGAGAUUUUCCAGAAAAAUAAGUGUUCAGGCCAUUGGGGGAAAUCUGGCCAGAAAGUGCUGACUCAGGAAGAGGGUGGCGAGGCCCAGUGUGUUCACUGGACUAUCACGAGGCCGCUCCCUUGUGUUGGCAUUAGCAAUUCAAGGGCUUUUCUUGAACCCUGGUCAGUUCAGGUGAGUUUAAGACUAUCUUGCACCUGUAAUAGUAAAAUAGAGGCACGAAUGAAAGGGAUUUGGGGCAAGGGAGGGGGAAGGCGGGACAGGACGAGAAGAUGUUUGAGAGAGAAACAAGGCGAAGUGCUCCUUGUGGGAGUCUGGGUAGAUCUCCCAACACGCACACUUCUGUCCUGCCAACACAGUCACACUCCAGCCAUCCAAUCCAUUUUGACCCUUGCCUGCUCCAGGGAGGGAGUCAGGACUCCAACUGCCAAGAGAAAAAAGGGUUUGUCUGAGUUUUGUUUCUUAAAAAGGGACAUCUUUUUUAAAAUGUCUACAAACGCCUUUGAAUGCCAUUUGUUUGUAAGUGUUUAAAAUACCUCAUGACUCUGAAAUAAAGCGAUUCAGGUUGUAA
Hemicordylus capensis (graceful crag lizard) is the source of this 3055-nucleotide messenger RNA. It is a transcript of the gene PIK3IP1, whose product is annotated as phosphoinositide-3-kinase interacting protein 1. The coding region runs from base 836 to 1630 and encodes 264 amino acids. The transcript is spliced from 6 exons. NCBI's taxonomy places the organism in Eukaryota, Metazoa, Chordata, Lepidosauria, Squamata, Cordylidae. The record is from RefSeq and is a predicted model, not a curated record. Gene Ontology annotation, molecular function: signaling receptor binding; endopeptidase activity.